Molecule: messenger RNA, 666 nt
Organism: Puma concolor (puma)
Lineage: Eukaryota; Metazoa; Chordata; Mammalia; Carnivora; Felidae
Source: RefSeq, a predicted model, not a curated record
AUGCUGUCUCACGCCGACCUCCUGGACGCCAGGCUAGGUAUGAAAGAUGCUGCCGAGCUUCUGGGCCACCGGGAGGCGGUGAAGUGUAGGCUGGGCGUGGGGGGCUCCGACCCUGGGGGCCAUCCGGGGGACCUAGCGCCCAACUCCGACCCAGUCGAGGGAGCCACUCUGCUGCCCGGGGAGGACAUCACUACAGUGGGCUCUACGCCGGCCUCGCUGGCGGUGAGCGCAAAGGACCCGGACAAACAGCCGGGGCCCCAAGGAGGCCCGAACCCCAGCCAAGCCGGCCAGCAGCAGGGCCAACAGAAGCAGAAGCGCCACCGGACGCGCUUCACACCGGCGCAGCUCAACGAGUUGGAGAGGAGCUUCGCGAAGACUCACUACCCCGACAUCUUUAUGCGCGAGGAGCUGGCGCUGCGUAUCGGGCUGACGGAAUCCCGAGUGCAGUUCCAUGGACAAGCAGGGCUCCCACCUCCCACCAGUAUAGCCACAUUCCUGCAGAAAUGCCUCAAAAGCGAAGCCGGCGGUGUUCUACUGUUAGGUCGUCUCAUUCGUCCUGAGAAGGGAAGCUCUGCGUCUCCCAGCCUCUGCGUCUCCCAGGCGGCUAAGCUGAGCGCGCACCUCCACUCCACCUCGAGUUCUUCACAAGUAUUUCAUUACCCCUAA